This is a messenger RNA of Microthlaspi erraticum, 525 nucleotides long. Lineage: Eukaryota; Viridiplantae; Streptophyta; Magnoliopsida; Brassicales; Brassicaceae. The record is from the annotation of a GenBank genome assembly.
AUGGGCAACUAUGUUUCAUGCGCUCUAAGCCAAACGACAUCGUCUGAGUCAUCAUCAUUAUCAUCACCGGCGGCUAAAGUGAUUCUCCCGGACGGUGGAGUCCGUGACAUCCACGCGCCGAUGAAAGCAGCCGAGCUCAUGAUGGAGAUGACAAGCCAUUUCCUCGUGGACGCCAAAUCGUUGAAAAUCGGCCGGAAGUUCACUCCACUCUCGGCCGACGACGACCUCGACCUCGGAGGCAGCCAUGUGUACGUGGCAUUCCCGAUGACACGUCUCGCAUCAGCAGCCAGCGCCUCCGACAUGACUCGGCUCUUCCUCGCCGGAAAGAAACGCACGAAAAGCUGUGACAAUAGGAGAGUGUCUCCGGAGGACGAGGAGGAAGAUGAUGGCGUCAGGCUGAUCCGAGCGAAGCUGAACCUGGAAAACAUAGAGGACUUCUCGGCGGCGGAGUUUAUUCAUCGGAUCUCUGUUUCGAAAUCCAAGAAGCCACAUUUGGAGACAAUUAUAGAAGGACACGUGUCGUAA